Pygoscelis adeliae (Adelie penguin) is the source of this 1850-nucleotide messenger RNA. RefSeq lists its product as uncharacterized. The record is from RefSeq and is a predicted model, not a curated record. The transcript has 2 exons. NCBI's taxonomy places the organism in Eukaryota, Metazoa, Chordata, Aves, Sphenisciformes, Spheniscidae. The coding region runs from base 1138 to 1755 and encodes 205 amino acids.
CAAGGUCAUUUCUCCUAAGCAGAAAUGCACGACAAAGUUCAGCAGAGGGUUGGGUACCGAGGCUGGAAUGUGUCUCCUUACUUGAGCUGCAGGACAGUGGAGCCAGCUACUCUGAAUAAGCGAUUACAACAAAACUCGGCACAGCUUGCUGUUACGCUCUCUCCUUGCCUCCUGGUUUAGAGCUUAUACUGCGGACAAUUAGAGGAAUCGCUAAAGUUCAUCAGGACAUUUUCCUAUUGAUAAUAGUCCCGUUGAAAUCACGCCAGGGUUAAGGCGUUGGGAUACUGAAUGCAGAAGUACUUGAUUCUGCUGCUCUCUUUGGAAAGGGACUACUCCGUAUGUGUUUUGGAUUUUUGAACCUCGGGAGCUGAAGUGCUGGUGCCCCUGUUGCUCCCGCGAAAGGCUCCCACCAUUGCGUGCCGUACAGUCUACAUUUUGGAUGGCAGCAGCAAAGAAAAGUAGCUUUCAUUGUCCUAGAAAUUGCAACAAUCGAUUGAACUUGAUGGAUUUCCAAAUGUAACAAGGAAAGGAGCAGAAAAAAUACAUGGGUGCAGUUCUGUGUGAUGAACGAGGGGGGGAACUGUAUUCGGUUUUGAAAUAAAAAUGCAGCUAGAAUGUGCAGUUGAUAGCCCACAUACAAAACCGCUGUUACUAUAGCACUCAUGGGCAAUGACGUCUCUUGCCGAUGAGUUUUUUCCAGGCAUUUUGCAUUCGUUUACAGCUAACUAUGGAAUGUUCAUUUAUUCAUGUUCUUAAUUUGUAUUUGGAGGUCUUAAUUUGACGGUAGAAGCCUUGGCAAAUAGGUCAUUUCAGAUGGUCUUCCGCCAGUGCGUAAAUUAAACUUCCCUUGUAUCAGGAUUUGCCUAAUAGUGAGGGCACCCUAAAGGAAGGGUCACCCCAACGUCAGAUCUGUUUGUACGUUUCUGAUACUUCAUCACGUAGUGAUCUUGUUUAAAUGUUCUUUAUUUUCACCAAAGCGAACCUUACCUAGGAAACAUUUGAAUCAGCCAUACCGGGCAAUGAAAAGUGAUUUCAGGCAAAGAUUUGGUUUUGUUCUAGCAAAUUGUAUACAACAUCAUAUUUUUUUUUAAAAUUAAGGCUAAAAAGAGGACUGGUGAAUAAGACUCCUUCCAAAGUAUGGCUGGUCCGAGGAGGAGCAGAUGUAGUUGUAUCAGAGGAGCGUUCAGUAUCCUUAGCAGCAGCGGUGUGAAGAGGAGACGGAGACGCGCGUUCUUUUGUACCAAGUUUUUAGAUGCUUAUUGUGGUUACUCAGAAGACGGAUCACUUCAGGCAGACUGCAGUCUGAAUUUCACUAGCGGUGAACUUCAGAAAGGAAUUAAACCUCUGCUGAUGCACAGCAUGCCAGAGGCAGAAGAUCUGGGAGAUGUUUUCCGUUUAGAAGAUCCACAACUUGUUCUUACACCUGGAAACUCAGUCCUGCUGGUUACAGAGUCCCACAGUGAUAUUUAUAUGGCACCAGAAGAUGAUUUUCAGACACCGGUGGAAAUUAUUGGUAAGGAUACAGCUGUUUUUCCAUCAAAAUUAGUGGAAUCGUAUGAACUGCCCCAGAAAUCUAGAACUACUGUGGAGUCCGAAUGGCCCCGGCUGCCUGAAUGCCCUUCACCCAUGGAGAUCGAGCCUUCGGGAUCUGUGGGAUUUCUGGAGAGCUCUAUUGCAGCUGCUCAGUUACCAGAGUGGGACGGUGACAUGUGUGAGCAAAGAGCAAACAUUUCCAAUUCUAGAAUGCACUGGUGAAAAACUAAGGAAAAAACCCCCUUCAUGUGCCCUAAAGUAGGUAUGGCUAUAAUAAUAAUAAAUACAAUAAUAUCUGCAGUACUUGGUCCUGCCGU